AACUUUCUAAAAAGCCCCUUACCAACCUAAACUCAUCAUGCCUCCUAGAAGACAAAAUCCUCCUCGUCAAUGAGCUGUUCGGGACAUAGAAAUGGAAGAACUACGUCAACAAAUUCAAAGGCUUCAAGAAAGACUUGAAGCUUUUGAGGGACAACAAGCUCAACACCCGCAAGAUGAACCACACGAGUCAGAGGAAGAUACUGAUGACGAGAAUCCUUUCCAUCACCUAAGGGAUAAUGAAAGCUCAUCAUCAACAGAAAAAGUUCAUCGUCGACAACGUCCCCAACAAAAUGCUGCUCCCAAAUCCACUGACCUUGGCAUCAAAAUCGAUAUUCCAGAUUUUGAAGAUCGCCUUCAACCCGAUGAAUUUAUCGACUGGUUGCAAAUUGUGGAACGUGUGUUUGAACUCAAGGAUAUUCCUGAUGACAAGCGUGUGAAGCUCGUCGCCAUCAAAUUAAAGAAACAUGCAUCUAUUUGGUGGGAGAAUCUCAAACGCAGUCAAGAAAGAGAAGGCCACAGCAAAAUUAGAACUUGGGAGCAAAUGCGUUGGGAGCUCACUCCCUCCGACUGUCCAAAUAAGAGAGUUGUCACCAUUAUUGGAGGAGAAAUUCAUGAAGCCUCAGAAGAUGAAGCAGAAAAGGAGCAAAAUGAUGAAACUGAGUCACCCCAGCUUGAGGAAAAACUUAUCCCAGCUGACCAUGGAGAAUCUUUGGUUGUGCGUCGUAGUCUACAUGCUACCAUAACCAAGGAUGAAGAUUGGCUUCGACAACAUCUUUCACACCAGAUGCACUUCUCGAGGGAAAGUCUGCCUAUCAAAGAUCAUCCCCAUCCAUACAAGUUACAAUGGCUACAAAAGGGAAACGAGGUAAAAGUAACCAAACGUUGCCUUGUCUCUUUUUCUAUUAGUAACAGGUACCAAGACGAAGUAUGGUGUGAUGUUAUUCCUAUGGAUGCUUGUCACUUGUUACUUGGUCGCCCUUGGCAAUUUGACCGAAAGGCUAUCCAUGACGGCCAUGCCAACACCUACUCGUUUGUGAAUGAUGCCACUUGCCCUUUUCCAGAAGAAAUCCGAUCUCUCCUUGAAGAAUUUUCUGAUGUUGUUCUUGACGAGAUCCCUCCUAGAUUACCACCAAUGAGAGACAUUCAGCAUGCCAUUGAUUUCAUCCCAGGAUCUGUCAUCCCAAACAAGCCUGCUUAUCGGAUGAACCCUCAAGAGUAUGUGGAACUUCAACGACAAGUCAAAGAACUGAUGGAGAAAGGACUUGUCAAGAAAAGUUCGAGCAGUCAACAAAAUCACUAUCAAGUACCGCUUCCCAAUUCCACGCCUUGAUGAUAUGC
Molecule: messenger RNA, 1338 nt
Organism: Rubroshorea leprosula
Lineage: Eukaryota; Viridiplantae; Streptophyta; Magnoliopsida; Malvales; Dipterocarpaceae
Source: the annotation of a GenBank genome assembly